AGAAUAGAAAAAAAAAGUCAUUUGAUGUGAUACGUAAUUUUUGACGGAACCUUUGUUGGUAUAAAUUUUAUGUUAUUUAUAAAAGUGCUUCUAAAAUGGUUGAUCCAAUAUUCGACUACCAGUUCAGGCUUAUUCUAAUCGGAGAUAGUACAGUGGGCAAGAGUUCAUUGCUGAAAUAUUUCACAGAUGGAAAGUUCGCAGAGCUGUCCGACCCGACGGUGGGGGUAGAUUUCUUCGCUAGAAUAAUAGAAGUACAAGACGGGACGAGAAUUAAAUUGCAGCUAUGGGACACUGCUGGUCAGGAGAGAUUUAGAUCCAUAACGAAGUCGUAUUAUAGAAACUCUGUUGGUGCGCUGCUAGUGUACGACGUAUGUAACAGAUCAAGUUUUGAGCACAUACCACUGUGGAUGAUGGAGGCCAAGCGGCACAUAGAGCCCCACAGACCAGUGUUUGCCCUAGUGGGAUGUAAAAUCGACCUUGUAGGAGGAACAGACAACAAGAAUGGUGCUAGAAGGGAAGUGUCUUGUGAAGAGGCCAGAAUGUUUGCUGAAGAAAAUGGUCUUCACCAUGUAGAAACAUCAGCCAAAACAGGCAUGAAUGUAGAACAAGCUUUCGUACUUGUGGCCCAAGAAGUGUACAACCGCAUCCAAACCGGAGAAUAUAAAGUGGAAGACGGCUGGGACGGUAUCAAGACGGGCUUCAACCGGCCCAACGGGAUGGACUUCAACUUGCUCGAGGCCGAAACCGUCCAGUCCACUUGCUGUUAAAUGUAAAUAUUGACGGUAGCAUAGCUCAUGUAACACAUAAGCAUAAUUUUAUAACAUUCAAUUAAUUAAGGUUUAGCGCGAAGUUAUUUAUAAUGCACUACACUGUGUAAUGCAUUUGUCUAUGGCCACUUAGUCAUUGAUCUGCAAUACUCAUAUUAAAUUGGUUAUUCAUCGUUUCAUAGAUAAUGGUGUUGGUCUCAAAUUUGUAAAAGCCAUACAGCCUAAACCGAGAACCAAAGAGAAAAAUUGUUGUUAACUUGAUCUUUUGUUGAUAUUUGAAGUCAGUACUAACAUUCUAAUAAUUAUAAUUUUACAAUUUACGUAAGUCAAAUUUAAUAUACCUGAAUAUAUUGUACCUGGAACAUUGUAAUUUUAAUGUUAAUGAUGCAUAAAUAAAUUAAGGAAAACUAAAACUAAUAUUCAUCACAAUUCAUAUAAAUAUUUAUUAAGCCACCAGAAUAACAUGUUAGAAGCCCUGGAUGUAACAUGUGCCUAUUUUUUGCAAUUUGACAGGAUACAUUAAGUAACCGUUUUGUAUAAAGGAAAAAUUCAUUAAAGAGCCAUUUGAAUUAUGUUUGAUAUAUCUCAAUAAAAUUCAUGAGUUUUUUUUUUAACAGACAAUUAUGAUUUUCUGUUAUAGUUUAAAAUAAAAACCUAUGCUCAAUUCUAUAUUCCGAAAAAAUGAAAGUGGCUCUUUCAUGCCACUUUUCCUCUUCAUUAUGCAGCCAAUGAAGUUUUAGCCACAUAUAAAGCUCGACAUUGUCAUAUUGCAUAUUGCUUGUAAUCACACGGCCCGGCCACGACAACGCGCGGCUGCGGCAGCGGCGAGCGGGGGCCAUAGGUUGGAGCGAGACACAGCGAUCGGACCUUUCGUUCCCACCUAUGGCCGCCGCUCGCCGCUGCCGCCGCCGCGAUAUCGUGGCCGGGCCGUAACACCCUUUUAACUCCUAUUGUGCGCGGCGCGUCAGUGUGAACCUUGUCGCAAUGCACGAAGGUUGAUAUUGCGCUGUAACCACCCACGUCUGUUGACGUCUUUGGCGGUCUAAGGGUUUACAUGUGAUAUGAUAUAGCAAACUGGCAGCUAACGCAGCGUACUACGUAGGCGAACAACACGCGAAGCGAUGCGGCGCGGGGUGAAUCAAUCCGUUGAUACCUAUAGAAGUGUCCUACGUGGGCGAUCUCGUUGCGAACGCGAACGCCGUGGGCUUCGCUUCACGUUCGCGAGUUGUUCGCUUACGUAAGACGCAGCGUAACCUGUACAAAAGCCAGGAUAUUAUUUUGAACACUGAAUUGUGCGAGCAAAUAAUAAUUUGAGCUUAAAAUAUGUUCCAUUAUUAUGACCUCAAUUAGAAUUACAUAAUUAUACGAGGGGGAGGAUAGUAAAAUACGUUUAUUUAAUCAA
Molecule: messenger RNA, 2169 nt
Organism: Cydia strobilella
Lineage: Eukaryota; Metazoa; Arthropoda; Insecta; Lepidoptera; Tortricidae
Gene: Rab39
Product: ras-related protein Rab-39B
Exons: 3
Coding region: 96-767 (223 amino acids)
Biological process (GO): Rab protein signal transduction; vesicle-mediated transport
Cellular component (GO): Golgi apparatus
Molecular function (GO): GTP binding; GTPase activity
Source: RefSeq, a predicted model, not a curated record